AGUGACUCGCUUGUGCAUAUAUACACCAGUGCACUGUCCUAGCAAACUCCCCCCCAAAGUGAAUCAACUUUUCCAUCGGCAAGAACGCAGUUGUUAAUAUAAAACUCGCUCUCUUCGAUUUGCAUCUAUCUUCUAUCCAAAGAGCAGCCGGGAUGACGAUCGUGGAGAUGCAUGUGAACAUCGACUGCGACGGCUGCGAGGGCAAGGUCAGGAGGGCCCUCGAAAGGCUUGAAGGAGUGCACAGCGUGAGCAUAGACAGGAUGCACGGCAAGGUGACGGUGAUGGGGUCGGUGAGCCAGAAGAAGGUGCUCCGGGCGGCGCGGCGCACGGGCAGGCUCGCCGUGCUGUGGCCGUCCGCCUACAACAACCCGGCGUACCACCACGCCUACGCGCAGCCACCGCCGGAGCACCACGCCAAGCUGCCCGCGCAGGCGCAGGCGCAGGCGCACCACCACCACUACUACAGCAGCGUCCCGCGCGGCGGCUUCUCGUUCUCGGCGGUGGCCGCCGGCAGGAAGCCGGCGGUGGCGCAGUACCCCCAGGCCAAGGCCAGCUCGUACAACUACCACGUGCACGGCUACUACGACUCCGAGCUCUACGGGAACUACCAUGAGCAGCCGGACGUCGUGCCGGCCGCCGUGAGGAACUACUUCAGCGACGAGAACCCGAGCGCUUGCUCGAUCAUGUGAUCGCUGGGGUGCCUGAAUCUGAUUGAUCGCCGGCCUCUGCUGUAGUGCUGUGUGUGGGUGUGUGCUUUUGUAUGUUCACCACAGAGUCUUUGCAGUACUGUAAAUUUGUCUGGAAAGAAAUGUAUAGUAACGUAAAAUUUUCAGAGGUCA
Molecule: messenger RNA, 839 nt
Organism: Panicum virgatum (switchgrass)
Lineage: Eukaryota; Viridiplantae; Streptophyta; Magnoliopsida; Poales; Poaceae
Product: heavy metal-associated isoprenylated plant protein 29-like
Exons: 3
Coding region: 153-689 (178 amino acids)
Molecular function (GO): metal ion binding
Source: RefSeq, a predicted model, not a curated record